This is a messenger RNA of Labrus bergylta (ballan wrasse), 1820 nucleotides long. RefSeq lists its product as uncharacterized. Lineage: Eukaryota; Metazoa; Chordata; Actinopteri; Labriformes; Labridae. The record is from RefSeq and is a predicted model, not a curated record.
UGAGUCGCACGUUCAGCUCAGGUCAGACCUCUUCGUGCUCUUCAUCGCGUCAUGUCGCUGGUCGCGUGCCUUCUCUGGACUGUGUUCAGUGGGUCACUGGGAGGUCCGGUUCAGGUGACUAAUUCUCCAUUCUACCACCUGCCCAUGUUCCUGGACGCACCAGAGCCGGUUGUAGCGCAGGAGCUGUUUCUGCCGGUCCCUCAUAGGAGACCUGUCCCCGCCGGGAUCACCUCGCUGCUGUUACCGGUGAAGAGACCGCAGCAGAGCGUGCAGGGGACCGGUCCACGCGCUGUGGAGGUCUUCUGUGGGGGUGAUCAGAUAUUUGUGCGCGUGGAUCGCUUCCAGGUGCGCUCCUGGACCAACCCGUACCUGUUCAGACUGGGAACAUGCCGAGUCAGCAAAGUCAACCCGCGUUUUCUUUAUUUCCAUGACAGACUGACCGAGUGUGGAGGAGAGUCACAGAUUGUUGGUGGGCAGCUGGUGUACUCCUUCACUCUGUCUUAUACUCCUCCUCCUCCACAAGGCUUCGCCAUCAGAGUCAUACCUCUGACACUUCCCAUUCACUGCCAUUACAACAGGUUUCACUACUUGUACAAAGUCGGCUUCAGACCUCAAGUCCAGCACAAGACGAUUCUGAAGAGCAUCAGGAGUAAACUGAGCUUCAGCCUCACCGUCUGUAACGAGCAUUGGGAGCCUGUCCCUGCGGGUCAAGAGUUCGUUUUGGGGGAGUUGGUGUAUUUCAUUGCCCAGAGCAGAGUUCUGUUGCCGGAGAGAGUCUGUACGUGGACUCCUGCUAUGCCACCAGCUCCAAAGACCCGCACAGCCAGCCCAGAGUCGACAUUAUCACCAACUAUGGCUGUAUGACAGACAGCAGGAGGGAAGGCAGCAGCUCAUACUUUCUGUCUGCAGGGGGCGCCGUGCUCAAGUUUUCUGUGGACGCUUUACUCUUCAGGGCGGUCUCACAAGUGUUGUAUCUCCACUGCUCGAUGUCAGUCAGUCUCACUACCUCUUACGUCUCAAAGUCCUGCAACUACAACACCACUGCUGGCAGGUGGGAGGAGCUUGAAGCCUCGCCCUCAGUGUGCUCGUGCUGUGACUCCACGUGCACCGAUGGACAGGACGUGAUUAAGAACACAGUCAGCAGUCAGGGCUGGUUCAUCGGACAAAACGCCGAACAGAAACCGAGAAUGAGGGCGAGUUCUCUCCAAGCAGACGAGCAGAGAGAGGAGGAGGGAGGAGGAGAAGGAGGACGAUGUAAGGAUUAAGGAGGACUUUAGAAAACUGCGGUCUUUGCCACCGGAGACAAAUAUCAACAGCGAUGAGGGGAAAGACGAAGCGGUUUCUGAAAAGAUGCCUGAGUUAGAUGAGAGGAAGGAGUGGAGGAACAGUUCUGCAGUCAGCCACCAGGGGGAGAGAGAAACAGAAGAGGAGGUGAAGCAGGAGGACAACCAGAUGAAAGAAUUGGAAGCAGACGUAAUCAUUUUGUCAGAGCAGACUGAGAAAGCGGGAAAUGAAUCAGUCUCUGGUGCAUUAAAUAGUUCUGAAUUCAUUGAGAAAAGCAGCAUUAAUGUGCAAAGAGAUUAUUCUGGAAACAAAACUUUCUCUGCAACAAAUUCCAGUUUUGUCAUUGAUUCUUUCAACACAAGUUCCCCUGCUGGAAAUGUUUCCACAGCUGCAGCGCUUUGUCCCGAAGGUGAUCACAUGAAUUGUAGUUCUGCCGACGACGGGGUUGAAAGUUAUCCUUCUGGUUCCACGAAUGCAGCUGUUGGUGCCGAUCUCCCGUCUAAAGAUAGAGCUCCAUCUGAUCUCGGUAGAUCUGG